Vigna unguiculata (cowpea) is the source of this 782-nucleotide messenger RNA. RefSeq lists its product as uncharacterized. NCBI's taxonomy places the organism in Eukaryota, Viridiplantae, Streptophyta, Magnoliopsida, Fabales, Fabaceae. The record is from RefSeq and is a predicted model, not a curated record.
UUUCAAAACGACGCAUACCUCAGUCGCACAAUCCCAUGCACACCACAGAACGAAGUAGAUUAUAGCAUAUCUGAUUUCAAUUCUCAUUUACUCCACCAUUUUCUUCCUUCUUCGCCUUUCCAUUUUUUCCCAAAAUCCCAAUAUUUGAUGUAACUGCAACACAGUGAUGAAGAAUGCUUUGAUAGGGUUGAAACCCUCACUCUCAAUUCCUCUUUCUCACUCUUUUCAGUUCUCUUCUUCCCUUUCUCUCACACCCCUCCCUUUUUCUCUCUCCACGAAACCACACACACUUCUCGCAUUCGCUAACAGCAACAAAGAUUUGAGGGAACAGGAAAACUCACAGCAGCCACAGCCACAGCCACCCAAUGGUUCCAAGGAACAGCAAAAGCCGCAGCAAGAGAAUAGCAAUGAUGGGAGUAAUCAAAGAUUGCCCCUUUUGGGUUUCAAUUGGAGGAACCUGUUGGACCCUGACCCCGACAACGUCCUUGCACUUGGCCUAACGGGAAUUCUCACAUGGGCAAGUGUGCAAGUUCUCUGGCAGCUCUUGUUCAUCUCUUUCGCCAUUCUUGUUGCUGCCCUCAAGUACUCUUUCAUCGCUGCUCUUCUUGUGUUCAUUCUCAUUGCCCUUCUUUGAUAAUUUUAGUUUCUUUUCUGCUUUCUGUGAUCCUAUUUGAUAUUAUGGAAGGUAUGACUUUUGAAAAGUAGUUGGGUCUGUGAUUGAAUGAUAAUGUAAAAAGCAAUUAGUGAAAGUAAACAAGCUUAUCUUCUUGUUUUCAUCAUCA